GCAGCAAUGAUGGAGGGAACGACGCUUUGCUGAAGCGUGCCCGUUUCCACCUAAAACAUCUUGCAUAUGUAGCCUAUAUGUAUAUUUAUGCAUAUUUCAACUGAACUGAGGUCAAAGUCAGACUGUAAAUGAUUAAAGGAUUAAGACGUGACGUAUGACACAUCAUUACUGUCCUGUUAUUGUUGUUGUUUUGUCUUUGCCGCACGUUUUAGGGGAUUUAAAGACGAUUAUCAGCUCACGGAACCUGUUCUGGCUGAAAGAAGACGACCUGCUGCUGGGUGUCACUGAGGGUGAUGGAGGUGAUGAUGGUGAUGAUGAUGAUGGUGGUGAUGGUGGAGGUGACAGCGCCUCCUUGUCUCCGCCCUCAGCCGGAGCUGGGUGCGUCACAGCCGGCUCCUCCUCUCCCCACCGGCCGCUGCUGCACACUUCCCAUCCCCAUCACAGGAGCGCGGACAGGAUGGAGGCCCUGCUGAACGAGUGGCUGUGGCAGGAGGAGUUCUGGCUUCCUCCUGGGAUCCGCUGGCAGGACAUCCAGAUGAAGGAGGACGAGGGUCGGUUCCCUCUUCCCAGGGAUCUCGUCUACACCUUACCGCUGGCCUUCACCUUCAUCGCCCUCAGAUACGUCUUUGAGAGGCUGGUCGCUCUCCCGUUAAGCAGAGUUUUAGGUGUGAAGGAUCGGAUUCGGGUUCGAGCUCCGUCCAUCGCGAAGCUGGAGGCGUUCUACAAACAGAGCAGCCGGCAGCCGUCACAGAGUGAGGUGGUGAGUUUGGGGAAGCAGUGUGGACUCUCCCAGAGGAAGAUCCAGACCUGGUUCAGACACAGGAGGAACCAGGACCGACCGAGCAACACCAAAAAGUUCUGCGAGGCCUCAUGGCGCUUUGUGUUCUACGUCGUAGCUUUCACAGCAGGACUCGGCUCUUUAGUUAACACUCCCUGGUUCUGGGAUCACAGAGAGUGUUGGAGGGGUUACCCCAAACAGCCUGUCUCCGAGGCUCACUACUGGUAUUACGUCCUGGAAAUGAGCUUUUAUUUGUCGCUGCUGCUGUGUGUUUCUGUGGACGUCAAGAGGAAAGAUUUCAAGGAGCAGGUCAUCCAUCACAUUGCGACCCUCUUCCUCAUCGGUUUCUCCUACUGCGGUAACUACGUGAGGGUGGGGACGCUGGUGAUGCUGGUGCACGACUCCUCCGACUUCCUCCUGGAGUCUGCGAAGAUGUUCCACUACGCCGUGUGGACGAGGACGUGCGACUCGCUGUUUGUCGUCUUCGCUGUGGUCUUCCUGGUCACCAGGCUGGUGGUGUUUCCAUUCAGAGUCGUCCACACCACCAUGGUGGUUUCUCUUGAGUUCUUCCAGCCGUUCCUCGGUUACUACUUCUUCAACGCUCUGCUGUUAGUGCUGCAGGCGCUGCACAUCUUCUGGGCGUACCUCAUCCUGCGUAUGGUCUACAAGUUCGUCUUCCUGGGAAAGGUUGAACGUGACGAAAGAAGCGAUGAAGAAAGCAACGUGGACGAAGAGGAGGAGGACCCUGAGGACGAAGGUGACGAGUGCAGCUGGGAGCAGAGGAAAGGCACCAUCAACUCCAAGCUGGCAUCGCUGGCCAACAACUGCGUCCUGAACAACCUGACCCACCAGAGGAACAUCAGCAGUCGACUGCCCAAAGCCAGAUAGUGGAGCAGCCUUCAGGAGAUGAACUGCUUUCUGCCACAUCCAGCACGGUCCGUCGAUGAUUUCAGGUCUGCAUCCUGCUUCUCUUCAAAAUAAAACAAGGCAAAAAAAAGCACUGAUGAUUGUAGAUCUUCACAACCAGGUUGAGAUGAGGAGGAAACGCCGUCACUACUGCUGAAAACAGACGUUAAUCUGGCAAAACAGGGAGAUUUCUCACAUCUAAUCCUAGUUUGUUUUGCAGAUUUUGUUAUUUAUGCUUUUUUCUUUUCGUCUUAUCAUGAUAACUUGCGUGUAAAUAACUCAUUUUCACUAAUUUUUUGGUCAAGAACAACAAAAGCUAAACGUUUUUAUUCCAAAUAAUCAUGUAAUAUGUGCUAUAAUAUAUUUUAAAGAGAACAAAGUGAUGUUUUAAUUCACCCCACAGCUCUACACACACGGACGUGGUGUGUUUGAUUGUAUAUAGAAGAUUGAAACACUGAUUGUAGUGAAAUCUGUUGAUACAAACCACUUUUUAGACUAUUUUUAUGAAUCGUUUAUUUAACAUUUUAAUGUCGCAAUCUGUGGCAGGAAGGAAAAAUCCUACAAAGGCGACAAAGUUUUACUUUUCUGACAGGAUUCGGUGGUUUGAGAAUAUAAAUGGCGCCCCCUGGUGCCUGAAGAACAACAUGAACUCCCCACGUCUGACAGACUGAUGCCUUUUACAAACAACGUGCUGAUCCUGACUUACUCCUGUGUUUUUGUUUCUUUUUUUCUACUUUAAAGAUCAAGGCAGCAUGACGUCUCAGCGAGGUUUCCUUUGAGGUUUUUCUCCACCAGACUUUUGUUUUGUGCCUUGGCUGCUGUUUUUACACUCGAUGUUAGAUUUACCUUCACUGGAUGAACUCUUGGGAAAGGCCUUACUGUGACUUGUGUACACGUUCCUGAAUGGAUAAGCCAUGAAAACGGGCAUUAGGGAGAGAUUUCAGAUGGAUUAUUUACAAAUGCUUUAUGUCUCAGAUGAAGGAAAAAGUCUCAGAGAGCAAAAGUUUGUGGAAUAUUUGGAUCAAACUGUGCAGAGCUCCAGCGCUUUACUAGGAAAACGAGGUAACAGUGAAAUGCAUGGAGGCGUCUGAGCUGCUGCUGGACUCCACAUGUGUUCAACAAUACAGAUGUUGUUCAGAAAGCACCACAAAAUGCACACAAUGACAGGGUAGUACUGGGUGGCUGCUGUGUUCUACGUGUGAUAAUCUGAUCUGUAAAGAUGUGAGUAGAAACAGGAUUUAAAGGCGCUGAGGUGUAAAACAUAAAGUGGGAUUUAAAGUGAAGUUAAAAGGGCUGAUCCACAGUUUGUUUUUUAAUGAAUAUAAAAGCAGAGAAAUGUUCUGUUUCCACUAAAGUUACUCCUGACUGUUAUGUUCUGAGUGCACAUGGAUGCUUUGUUGAAAGCUUUUAAUAAAUUACUCCUAUUGGAUCAAUUA
Molecule: messenger RNA, 3120 nt
Organism: Acanthochromis polyacanthus (spiny chromis)
Lineage: Eukaryota; Metazoa; Chordata; Actinopteri; Pomacentridae
Gene: cers4a
Product: ceramide synthase 4a
Exons: 11
Coding region: 155-1666 (503 amino acids)
Biological process (GO): ceramide biosynthetic process
Cellular component (GO): membrane
Molecular function (GO): sphingosine N-acyltransferase activity; DNA binding
Source: RefSeq, a predicted model, not a curated record